Molecule: messenger RNA, 8072 nt
Organism: Protopterus annectens (West African lungfish)
Lineage: Eukaryota; Metazoa; Chordata; Ceratodontiformes; Protopteridae
Gene: DNAJC6
Product: DnaJ heat shock protein family (Hsp40) member C6
Exons: 19
Coding region: 186-3200 (1004 amino acids)
Biological process (GO): clathrin-dependent endocytosis; synaptic vesicle uncoating
Cellular component (GO): cytoplasm; postsynaptic density; vesicle
Molecular function (GO): clathrin binding
Source: RefSeq, a predicted model, not a curated record
AAGGACCCACUAAAUCAGCAGGGAGAGCAGUCUGCCUGUGUAUAGUAAAGGCAGGCUUGCUGAUAGAAUUUCACAGGGAAUAACAGGAUGAGACAACUGAGCUGUUAAGCCUUUUGUUUUCUUGGGAAGGUCAUGAACUGCUGCUUCUGCUUUUGUAUGUAAAUGGGUGUUUCUGUCUGGUGCCCAUGAGCCUUCUCAGUAACUAUCGGAAAAAGACCAGUUAUGAUGGUUAUGAAUCUUUGCAGCUGGUGGACAGCAACGGUGACUACAGCAGAGAGAGGAGUAACAGUGGGCAAGGAGUGAUUGUGACAGCAACAGCAGCAACAACAGCAGCCACAGGCCCAAGUAAAGAGCCAGACUGCAGCACCAUGGACAGCUCAGGUGCAUCAACUCCAGACCUGGAGCCCGCAUCAGGUGGGGGUCUGCUGGAUAUGGUAAAAGGAGGGGCAGGCCGACUUUUCAGCAACUUAAAAGAUAACCUUAAGGACACUCUAAAAGACACAUCAUCAAAGGUUAUGCAGUCUGUUGCUAGUUACACAAAGGGAGAACUUGACAUUUCAUACAUUACCUCAAGGAUGAUAGUGAUGUCCUUUCCAGCAGAGGGUGUGGAACUGGGAUUUAGAAAUCACAUAGAAGAUGUAAGAUCUUUCCUUGAUUCACGACACCAGGAUCAUUAUACAGUUUUCAAUUUGUCUCAGAAAUCAUAUCGGAGUGCCAAAUUUCAUAAUCGGGUAUCUGAAUGCAGCUGGCCUGCAAGGCAAGCUCCAAGCUUACACAACCUAUAUGCUGUAUGUAAAAACAUGCAUCAUUGGCUACAACAGAACCCAAAGAAUGUCUGUGUUAUUCACUGCAUGGAUGGCCGUGUUGCUUCAGCAGUGUUGGUCUGUGCAAUGUUUUGUUUCUGCCAUCUCUUCUCUAACCCAACUCCUGCCAUACAGCUACUAAAUUUGAAACGACCAGGAAUAGGGCUUUGGCCUUCCCACAGUAGGUACAUAGCAUAUGUUUGUGACCUAGUUUCUGAGAAGCCCACACUUCCGCACUGUAAGUCCGUUAUUCUUAAGGCAGUCACAAUGAGCCCAGUGCCCUUUUUCAAUAAACAGAGGAAUGGCUGCCGACCAUUUUGCGACAUUUUUAUUGGAGAAACAAGAAUAUUUACAACAGCACAGGACUAUGAAAGAAUGAGAGAAUGCAGAGUGCAAGAAGGAAAAGUUGUCAUUCCCCUUGGAAUAAGCGCUCAUGGGGAUGUAGUUGUUUCAGUGCAUCAUAUGAGGUCAACAAUUGCAGGAAGAAUUCAAGCAAAGUUGACAAAUACGCAAAUUUUCCAGUUCCAGUUUCACACGGGGUUCAUUAAACCUGGCACAGCACAGCUGAAAUUUACUAAACCCGAACUGGAUGCAUGCGAUGCUCCGGAUAAAUAUCCCCAGCUGUUUCAUGUAUUGCUAGACAUAGAGGUAGAGGCAGCAGAUAAACCUCUGGAUCUGACCCCACCAUGGGAACAUUUUGUAGCAAAAGAUAUAAUUCCCAACAUCCUCUUUUCAUCACAUCAAGAGCAUCAGGAUGCCCUUUCAUUAGAAGGCAGACCUCCAACAGGGUCACAUCAAGACAAUAUAAAGAAUGUGGGUCAGCAAGGUGCAUUCUUUUCCUCUUUAAACUGGCAAGAUCAGAAGUCAGAGAAGACCGGCACCCACGGUGGUUCAGAGGACAAAGCAGCUCUUGUGAAUGAUGAGAGUGAGCCAUCUGAUGAUGAAUUAUUGUCACUGUCCAGUCAGCACAGUAAUGCUUGCUCUGAAGCACCACAUGGGACACCAAAAGGCAACAAAAAGCAGGAAUAUCAUCAGGCUUCACCAGCUGAAGACAUUGAUCUUUUGGGUCUAGAAGGCAGUCCCACGUCUAAAACCUUUCCUGCUCAGCCUGCAGCUCCCCCAAAGAACACUGAUCUAUUCAGUGACCUGUUUGGUGACAGUGCUACUAGUCUAUCUGCUCAGGGUAGUCAUGUGGGCAGUGAAGAUCCAUUUUUGCCAGGAGGUGGGGGAUCUACUCAUUCUACUCCACGAAGAUCUGCAGCAUCUCCUUCACCAGCACCAUCACCAAGAUUUGGAGAAGCAACAGUAUUUGAUCCAUUUGGGACAAGUCCGAAACAGUCUGAAUCAGAAUUUUUGGGUUCCUUUCUUGGCACAUCUAGCACUGCUGGACAAAAUGACCCCUUUCUACAUGCCAACAGGACACCAUCACCAACUCCACAUGCAGAUCCAUUCAACAUGGGUAGGACAUCUCCAGUUCCUCCAACUACGCCAACAGUUUCCAUUCAGUCCACUGGUGUGGGGGGCUGGGAUUGGAACACUCCAUCAACUGCUCAAGGUGGUGUAAACAGAUCAAUGGCUACAAGCCCUACAGGAUCUCUCCAUAACACUCCAACACAUCAGUGUAAGCCACAGACACUAGAUCCAUUUGCUGAUCUUGGUGCCUUAGGAGCAAAUUUGGCUGGUGGUUCUUCAUUUUCCAGUAAGCCUACCACACCUACUGGAGCAGGUGGAACAUUUCCACCUAUGGGUUCACCACAGAAACCCUCCCCCCAGUCAAUGGGUGGUAGUUCUUGGCAGCAGGGCACUGGCUUUAAUUGGCAGGGAGGAACUUCAUGGCAACAGAAUCAGGCAAGGCCACCACAACCACAGCAAAGCAUGCCCCAUGCAUCUCCUCAGAACAGACCGAACUACAAUGUGAGCUUUUCUAAUGUGGCUGGCAGCCAAAAUGAACGCAGCAAAGGACCAGCCAACUUUGUGCGACCAAAAAUGGUGGAUGAUAACUUUGAGGACUUAUUAUCAGGCCAAGGGUUCAGUGCUCAUAAAGAUAAAAGGACUAAAACAAUUGCUGAAAUGAGAAAAGAAGAAAUGGCUAAGGAAAUGGACCCAGAAAAGUUAAAGAUACUGGACUGGAUUGAAGGGAAAGAACGAAAUAUAAGAGCUCUUCUAUCAACAAUGCACACAGUGCUCUGGGAGGGAGAGACCAAAUGGAAACCUGUUAGCAUGGCAGAUCUUGUUACUCCAGAACAAGUUAAGAAAGUCUACCGGAAGGCAGUACUCGUUGUACACCCUGACAAAGCAACUGGGCAGCCGUAUGAACAAUAUGCAAAAAUGAUUUUUAUGGAACUGAAUGAUGCCUGGACAGAAUUUGAUAGCCAGGGCCAAAAGGCACUCUACUGAUGUUCCCAGCAACUCCUCUACAUUCCUGUUUAUUUAUUUUAAGUUUGUGCUCUCUGUGAUUUUCUUUCUCCAUUUACCACCACUAAACUACAGUUUUAUUUGGAAUGCCGGUAUUCAAAAUAACUGUUCAAACAUCCUCUCCUAACUUGUUAAAAUGCAACUAUAUUUCAAAAAGAACAACAUUCAAGAUUGCUUUGUAUGUAUGUGUUCAGCUUGGAUUGUCAAAGGAGAGAGAAAAAGAGCACUCCGGAAGAACCCAACAGAAAGCUUUUUUUCCUAAUUAAUAUUUGAAGAAGGUUUAUGCAUAUCAGUGUACUGUACUCAUAGGGCUGCUGUACCUUCAGGAAACUGUAGGUUGAUUGAUGUCAAAAAGUAAUUUGAACACUGCUAAACAUUCUGUAAACCAUUAAGAAUAUGCUGAGUUUGCAGUACUGGUACAGUGAAAUGUAAGCUACGACAUUAUUUUUAAUAUGCAACAUAACUGUUUACUUGGUUCAUCCUUAAUCCACAUAAAUGGAGUUUAUGCUGGAUAACCCAUACUUUUUUCCUAUCUUGCUAUGCUUUCACUACAUUCAGGGUUAAUGAAGUGCAUCACCCCCCCCCCCCACGAAUUACAGAUUUUUAUCAUUUUAUUUUAAUAGUCACAGAUGAUGCAAUUUUCAGUCUAUCAUAAAAAAAACACAGCAAGUAAGUUGUUACAUAUCAGGUGAAAUGUUUUGAAUAUAUUUUAAUUUAAGUUUAUAAUUAGAGAAAUGGACAACUAAAACAGUGUGCUUCUAUAGAUUUAAUGCAUAGAAUUUUGUUUACAUGUAUAUAAGUACAUAAGGUUAAACCAGGUCUGAAGACUUCCUCAUUUCACAGACGUGUAUACAGACACAUGCACGCAUGCAUACACACAUGCACAUAUCAUUUGGAGAAAUGCAGUUUCGGGGGAAGCAAAAAGAGUGAGUGCUGUUUUCUGAAACUACUUUCGCCUUGCUUUUUUUUUUUUUCAAAGUUGUGACCUCUGAGUUAAUAUAUAUAAAUCUGGGGGUAUGGUUGCUGUCUCUCCAUAUGGAGGAUGCAGGGGGGCUUGUCCCCUGAAAAAAAAUUAAUUGUAAUCUUUGCUGAAGAUAGUUUCGUUGAAUUGUUUACAGUUUAUUCCCAUUUGUUGAAACUUCCUUUGGUAAAUUGACAUGAAUCCAGCACAUGUACACACACACACACACACACACACACACACACACACACACACACACACACACACACACACACACGCACACAAGAAAAACAAACAAAUACUGGAGCAGUAAAUUGCACUGCAGUACCCUACUUGUGAUGUUUUAGAAAUGUUUGAAUUCAUUGCUGUACUUUCACUGAAGAUGCAUAUAAACGUUACUAAUGGCAGCAAUAUCUGGCUCAAUGUAAUUUAACAGAAUGGGGACGUUAUCCUCCAGGUGUACCAUACAUUAUCAUACAAUAUUGCUUAACUGUUAAAUAUUUUUUGACAAGAGAUGUGGUUGUUUGGUACUACAACAUUAUUAAAGUUUGAAUGUCUGAGUACAAUUAAGCAAUACCAUUUUUUUCACAAAUCUCACUCUCGUACUGUAAGUUUUUGUGUGACAUCCAUUGGAUCCCCAUAGAGAGUAGGAAUGUACCCUGCCACAGUCGUUCCUCCAUGUGUGUUGCACCAAAGAGCAAAUACCUUGGCAACUCAUUCCAACCUUCCAUUGGGAAUCAGCACCUAGUGGGACUUUCCCCUACUCCAUUAAAGAAAGCAAGCAGGCAUCGGCCAAUUAUUUUUCCAUCACCUUAACCAGUCCUCCAGUCCAUGGGCCACUACUCAGCUGAAAAAUGAACAUGCUGCUUAUCCAUCAGCAGGUUAGCUUUCUAAUAUAAAUAAAACAUGUAAAAUGGUGGAAGAAAUUAUAAGACUGUGAGUUUGUUAGGCACAAAUCCACAAAUGGGGUGGGUAUAUCAGGAUUUGUCCAUGGUUGGUAUGGCUGAUCAUGAGGGUGAAGCCUGAGUCAUUAAACAAAGCCAACCGUGAGUAAAUCUUGAUAUAUCCACAAACAGGAGUGGAUUAUUACUGUUAUACAAUUACAUUUGUUAAGAAAGAAAUUGCUUACCAUUCUUAAAAAAAAUAUUUAUGUAAGGGCACUUCAGUCUUCUUCUGCAUUAUCUUCCCUAAACUGAUGUAUUAUGCAUGUGUAUGGGAUUAUGUUCCCACGCUUCAACAGUAAGUACAUCAGUGCAGUACUGGAGAAUCAGUGGAGGAAAGAGAAUGUCUGUCGCCUUUUAUUUUAUUAAGAGUUAAAAAAACUGUUUUACAAGAGACAGCACAAAAAUAUAAGGAAAAUCAGGUAGGUUUCUGUUUGCUUAGUUUUGCAGAACAUACCUGAUUUUUCUUAUAUGUUGCUCUGUUCCUCACCAUAUGCCAGUAGAAAGUCUGUCUAUUCAAUUGUCAGAUUGUUUUCUAUUAAUGUAUGGUUGAAUUACAAUGUAUAUGUUGGUUGGACUGUCCGUUUUUGAAUAGUAAUGAGCCUUAAUUAUAUAAAUAUUAAGUUUAGGUGAUGUGCUUUGCCUGACUGAAUCCCAAUUUGCAGCUGUCUACAUAAGCAGUCACUGAUCAGAAGAAGGCUAUAUUUCACAGUCUGUUUUGUUCAAGUAAAAUAUAUGAACUCCUUAUUUAAAAUAUUUUCAUUGGCCAAACAUUGCCUGAAUAUGGAGGAACUGUAAUACCUCAUGUACGGGAUGAGAUCCCCCAGCUAAAUAUAACUAAGGCAUCCCUUAGGAUCGAAUAAAUGGAGUACUUUCAGUUGUUUGGAAUUUUCAGCAAACAAGAUAUGGAGAGUUCAAACUUUUUUGUGGAAAUGUUUUGUGCUUCCAACUGCAUUAACAUAUGACAUUUAAAUGGUUGGGAAAGGAGUAGUCUGCCCAUUAUCAAAAACUUACAUUUCUGAAAUGUGAUCUUUUUUGCUUUGAUGUUAAUUGCUUUGUCUAUAAAGUGGUGUUUAUGAGAAACUACAGUGUCUGUCUGUUUGUAAGUGUUCUGGUGACACUGUGAGAAAAUACAGUGUCUGUAAGUAUUCUGGUGACACUGUGAGAAAAUAGAGUGUCUGUCCAUCUGUUUGUAAGUGUUCUGGUGACACUCUGCAUCACGUAACACUAUUUCCUCACAGUUCUUAGUUCUCUGAUUAAGUUCCUACAGGGGUGCCUUUUCUGCAGUGUUUGCACUUCAUUCCUUUAUUCAUGUGAAUUUUUGCUGAAUGCUCUGCUUUCUUCCCCAUCCACAAAACACAUGGUAAAAGGUAAAAUUCUAAAUUUCCUAUUGGAAGGCAUAUGGUAGGUAUAUAAAUAUGUGCCUUGUGAAAGACUGAUGUCCUGUCCAGGAUUAGUUUCUCUGCCUCAUUCCUGUUAAAAGCAACGAUAGGCUAUGGCUCCUGUGUGCCCCUGUAUAGGAUAAAGUGAGUACUGCAUAGAAUAGCAUGGGUAUUAGUAAUGAAUGAAUGAAUGAGUGAUCUAAGUCACAUAAUUCCCAGCAAUGUUUCAUGAAAAGUUGCUUAAUUGUAAUAAAAAUCUACUUUUUAUUGCCUCUAAAAAACACAAGAAAAAGAAACUAUACAUGCAUUAAUAAGUUUUAGGGCUGUUCACCAAGACUUGUGGUUUGUCAACAAUUACAGUGCAGUCAGUAAUUCAUCUGGAAAUGGCACAUGUGAAGCACUUCACUAGGAAAGUUACAUGAAUUAACUCUGGUCUUCUGGUGAGUACACAAUUCAUUGCAGCUAAUGGCUAGAUGAUAAAUAGCAGGAAACCAAUGCUGUCCAGAAAGGUGAGAUGAAUGCAGAAUUAGCAUGAACAUUCUUAUAAACAAAAUUACAUGCACUACAGUACUGCAGAAGUGGUUUGACUCUACAAUAAUUCAGUGCAGUUAAGGGAACUGUGCACCAGUGAACACAUCUGCAGGUCUUGUGCCAAUGCAUUAAUGCCAUGAUUUGCUUUUAACAGCUCUUGUAUAUGCAGCUUCACUUUAACGGUUUUUAUGGCAAUGUUGUUGAAGUUCAUGGUUUCCCUAGGCCUAGCUGAGUGCAGACUGGAUAUGUACUUUGCACUUGAGUUCCUUUAGCGGACGUUAAAUUCAUUGAUCAUUGUUUUCCAUAGGAAAUCACUGCUGGUGUGGUUUCUAAGUGUGCUUUUACAGUAUUUCUUCAUUUUAGUAUUUCUGUUCUUGGAGUUUGUAUAACUGUGGAGUUUGUGGAUGUAGCUUCCGGGGGGGGGGGGGGGUGGCAGAGGAUACAUAGGAGCUUAUCCCCUGCAAAAACACUUAUUUUAUACAUUUUUAUCCAGCUGAGUUCCCAGCAGGUUGCACGUGGUGAGUUGAGCCCUUACCACAUUGAAAGUUGGGACUCGUGUGUGGGUCAAAGUGCACCAUUACAUAUUUAUUACUUGGACUAUAAGAACAUAUCAAGACUAACGUACAGUAUACCAGUAUAUGCUGUUAUAGUUUUUGCAUGUGACUUUGUUUUAUGUUACAUACACAGUCUAUUUUCAGUACAGAUCUCCAUAAGAUAGUCUUGCUUCUGCUUCUAACAGUCAAAAUAGCAGUACAAAGCCACUGAUUACCAUAAGUCAUGUGCUAUUUCACUAACAGGUUUAUCACAGUUUUGGAAUAUAACUUAAGUUCCGCAGAUAUUUUAGACAACCAUAACAAAAUGUCAGCUUUGCUUCAACAAAUGGCAUUACAGUGAACUUUAGAAGCACACUGCGUUUGCUUGUCAGGUCUAAAAGUAUUAUUUACUGUAACCUACUUUCAUGUGAUUUGUAACCUUCAUCACGAAUAUGUACAUAUUACAUGACUCGAACUGACAAUAAAAAACUCAUCAAUAUAAUUCA